This is a messenger RNA of Dipodomys ordii (Ord's kangaroo rat), 909 nucleotides long. RefSeq lists its product as uncharacterized. The transcript is spliced from 4 exons. Bases 1 to 909 code for a protein of 302 amino acids. Gene Ontology annotation, biological process: antimicrobial humoral immune response mediated by antimicrobial peptide. Lineage: Eukaryota; Metazoa; Chordata; Mammalia; Rodentia; Heteromyidae. The record is from RefSeq and is a predicted model, not a curated record. Gene Ontology annotation, cellular component: extracellular region.
AUGAGGAUCCUCUUUCUUUUUGCUGCUUUCUUCUGUUGUUUGGUCCAGAAAAGCUCAGAAGAUCUCCCGCCUGGAAUUAGAGACACUGUCUGCCUGAUGCAACAUGGCCAAUGCAGACUUUUUUUCUGCCAUUUUGGCGAGAGAAAGAGUGACAUUUGCUCUGAUCCCUGGAAUCGAUGCUGUGUCCCCUACAUCAGUGACGAAGGAAACAGAUUUCCGUACCAGUGGGCAGCGGAUGGCGAGAGAGGCCAGCCCCUCACCUUCACCCACCAGCACUGGUGGGGGACAGAGUGGAGGGAGCCGGGAUCGGUGCGCACCACCCUCUCCUACGCCUUCCCGCAGCAGGGAUCGGUGCGCACCACCCUCUCCUACGCCUUCCCGCAGCAGGGAUCGGUGCGCACCACCCUCUCCUACGCCUUCGGAGCAGCGGAGUCGUGUUCAUCACGGCUCAGAGAGCUGGAACAACUCCAAGAAGUGGGGUCGGCUCUUCCUCGGCCCCUCGGGAAGGCGCGGAACGUCCUGUACGUGGAGCCGCAGGGCCGCACCGGGCCCAAGUCCGGCUGUGGCUCCGGGACACGGUUCUGGUCGCGAACCCGCGAGGACGCGCGCUUGGCCCGUUGGGCACGCCGGCCGCCAGGGGGCGCGCCGCGGCCACCGAAGGCUUUUGUCCCCAAGCGCCGAGGACGCUCAGGUUCCCUGGGGAACCUCCCUGCAGCCCCGCGCCCGCCCGGGACUGUGGACUCACUGCAGCGCCGGCGGGAUGGAGCGGGGAACUUUGCGUCUGGAACUGGGGCUCGCAGCCGUGGAAUAAUAAAAGCAAGCUGCCUGCGCCCACAUCCAGAGGCGCGGGGCCAGGGCGGGAUUUGUGGGCUGGGCCGGUCCCGGGGUGCGGCUGAAUUUGCCGUGUAG